AAUAAAAUCAUGGAAGAAACUUUCAGCCAAACUGAUAAAACUGAAUUCGAGCAGUUAUGUGAUAUUAUUAAAGGAAAAACACUGAAGGGAUGAACCAUUCUGUUGACUUUCUUCGUAAACUGUCAUGGGAAAAUUACUAACACGAGUUACUGAGACGAGGAAUCUUCUGGGUCCCAAUCAAAUGAUCUUCCUAAAGAAAGUAUCUCUGGUAUUUCUGUUGGCCAAGAAUUAGAAUCUGAGAAGAUCUUUGGAGAGGAAGAGGUAACUAAAGUAAAAAUGUUAAAACUCUUGAGCUAUCACCUAACAAAAUACCAAGUAACCUCAAUGUCUGGAAGAAUGUAUCUCCCUGAAGCUCGAGGAGGAACCAAGGUUUGUAAAGUAACCUACAGAGAUAAAUCAGUUGGAUAUUUUUCUAAAUAAAGAGCUUUGAAGGAUCCUUCGUGAAUCCAUAAUUGCAACCAACUUCCUCAUGCAUAAAGUGCCUAAGGAAAUGAUAUCUAUAAAAGGACUCCUGAGUGGCGAUACUUUCAAGCAUAAAGUUAGCUUAUCCAAAGAUAACACUUUUUCAUCACAUUUUUACUACAAAAAUCAGCUAAAAACACCAGAAACUGAGAAAGAGCGGAUGAUUGUGAAUACUAGUUUUGAAAUCAUCUCCAUCAUUGAAGAAACAACUGGAGGGAGAGUCACUUCUAUUGAGCUAGUUUAUUGCAGAACAAGGUAUACCUUUCAAAUAGAUAUCUAUAGAACCCAAAAGUUGUUUCUGGCAGACUGAAAUAACUUUGAAUUAAGCAAUUUAGAAGGACAAGGCAUUAGCAGUUUCAAAAAUUCUAAGAUUAUGGAAGUUUCAAGUGACUUAAUUGAUAAGGAAGAUAAGACUGCUCAUACAAUUGAUGAAUACUCUCUCCCAAAGGUCAAAUCUUUGCCAUCAAUUUCUCAGCUAAAUUCAUCUCCAAAAUAAUGUUUUCAGAGUCAGGAUUCCUCAUAUUAAAAAUAAGUAUGAAAUAAGGAGAGAUAAUUCACAGCUGAUGUCUGUUCAGGAUAAGUUUAGGUCAAGCCCUUCCAUUAGGCACCGAGUUUUUAGUCCUGAUGAUACAAGUCUCAGAAACACCACAUAUCAACCAUUCAACUUUCACAGAUUUAAAAACUUCGUAAACAAAAGAGAAAGAAAUAUCCAAUUUUCACACCUCCCGCCAAGCGCGACCAAGCCAGAAACAUUUGGAAAGUACCUAAAGGGAGAAUACGUUCACAAGAAUCAUGGUUUAGCAACUACUUUAGGUGUUCCAAAGUCUUUUCUCAAAUCUAAAAGACCUCAAAAAUACAUCGACAGAAUAAAGAUGCUAAGAGAGAUGUCCCUCUCCAAGUCAAGCAUUCCCCCAUAUGUCAGUAUUUUCAAGAAGAAAAAGUAAUUUUAGCACCCUAAGAUUUUAAUAACAAUACUUUCUAAAAUUUCUUUU
Moneuplotes crassus is the source of this 1454-nucleotide messenger RNA. NCBI's taxonomy places the organism in Eukaryota, Ciliophora, Spirotrichea, Euplotida, Euplotidae. The record is from the annotation of a GenBank genome assembly.